This is a messenger RNA of Wasmannia auropunctata (little fire ant), 3783 nucleotides long. RefSeq lists its product as uncharacterized. Gene Ontology annotation, biological process: DNA integration. The transcript has a single exon. Lineage: Eukaryota; Metazoa; Arthropoda; Insecta; Hymenoptera; Formicidae. The coding region runs from base 1 to 3783 and encodes 1260 amino acids. Gene Ontology annotation, molecular function: nucleic acid binding. The record is from RefSeq and is a predicted model, not a curated record.
AUGAUUUAUAUACGGGAUCGUAGAGGCGGUUCGGUCAAAUGUCGUGCUCUGUUAGAUACGUGCGCUACUGCCAAUUUCAUCUCGGAAUCCAUCGUUAAACGUCUAGAUGUACACGUGACUGCGCACUCUUUACCGAUCGGCGGAAUUAACAGCAUAAGUACCGAAUCGAGGGGCAUGGUGCGAAUAACUAUUCAGUCCGCGAUCGAUGGUUUCAGUAAGGAAUUGACGUGUCUGACGAUACCAGCUAUUGCUGACUUGAUUCCUUCUGAGGUUUUUCCGCGCAAUUCGAUUAAAUUGCCCCCGAAUAUAAGAUUAGCAGAUCCAGAAUUUCAUUUGCCGCGGUCGGUCGAUUUACUAAUCGGUUCCGGAGCGACAUUAUCUUUGUUCGCCGUCGGCCAGAUUAACUUAUCUCGCGAAGGCUAUGACUUAUAUUUACAAAAGACGCGUCUGGGAUGGGUUGUUGCCGGAAAUACGUCAUCACAGAACCCAUCGAAAAACGGGACGUGUCAUUUAGCGAAUCUAGAAGAUUUAUUACUUAGAUUCUGGACAGUCGAGGAGGUCGCGAUGAACAAACCGGAAUCUGAAGAGAAUACAGAAUGUGAAACGCAUUUUAUAAAAACCGUGACUCGUGACGUCACCGGACGAUAUACGGUUCGGCUACCGUUCCGCAAUACAGAGAAACGGCUCGGCGAAUCGCGAGCAUUGGCCUUUAAACGCUUAGCGUCGUUGGAGCGCAGGCUCAACGCGAACUCUACAUUAAAGAAUGAAUACACGCGAUCGGUAGAAGAGUAUUUGAGUUUAGGGCACAUGUCGCGAAUAGAUGACCCGGGUGAUGACGGCUACUAUAUGCCUCAUCACGCGGUGAUCAAAGAAUCGAGUAAUACGACCAAGGUCCGGAUAGUAUUCGACGCAUCUGCGAGAUCGAACACCGGCGUGUCUCUUAAUGAAAUGUUGCUAGUCGGUCCGACAAUCCAGAAUACGUUGACUUCGCAUCUAAUCCGUUUUCGUGCUUACAACUACGUCGUAACAGCCGACAUUGAGAAAAUGUAUCGCCAGAUAUGGCUACACGAGGAAGAUCGACCGUAUCAGCGCAUUCUCUGGCGAAGAGAUAGGGACGUAGAAACGUUUCAACUAAACACACUAACGUUCGGUGUGUCUUCCUCGCCGUUUCUCACGAUUCGUACCGUGCAUAAGCUCGCGGAGGACGAGUCCCUCACAUAUCCCAGAGCGGCUAGGAUUCUCAAAACGCACCUGUACGUCGACGAUUUAUUGACCGGAGCCGAUACUAUCGACGAAGCUCGCGCGAUCAGAAAUGAAAUAAUUGCAUUGCUCUCCCGCGGCGGUUUCGCCAUCCGGCAAUGGGCAUCUAACGACGUCCGGAUAAUUAACGAUUUACCGUCCAACACACUACACGCGAACUUUGCAUUAAACGUGGAUCGCACAUUGAAGACGUUAGGCGUCACCUGGAGUACACGUGACGACAAAAUAUACUACUCGACUCAUCCGUUUAACGUUAACGCGAGGGUGACGAAACGGAAUAUUCUGUCAGACAUUGCGAAAAUUUACGACCCGGUAGGUUUCUUCGGACCGCCUAUAUUAUACGCAAAGAAACUAAUGCAAGACGUAUGGCGGUGCGGGUUACAUUGGGACGAAUCCGUUCCUCAAAACAUAUUUACGGAAUGGUCGGAAUUCGCGAAACAAUGGGAAUUGUUAGAUCAGAUUUCCUUUGACCGUAAAAUAUUAGUUGAGGAUCCCCAAGAUGUCCAAUUACACGGUUUCUGCGACGCUAGCAAUAACGGCUACGGCGCAUGUUUAUACGUGCGUUCUCGCGGAAGAAAGGGCAACACCGCUGUCAGGUUAUUGUGCGCUAAAUCCCGAGUCGCGCCGCUAAAAACGGUCACGAUCCCGCGCCUCGAGCUCUGCGGCGCGCUACUGUUAGCUCAGCUUUAUCGCGAGGCAAGUAACGCCCUAGAUAUUAUUCCUAAUAAGAUCAUUCUAUGGUGCGACUCGACCAUCGUGCUGCAUUGGUUGAAAACGGCUCCGCAUCUAUUACAAACAUACGUGGCAAACCGUGUCGUAUCAGUCCGCGAGCUCACCGGCUCAUGCGAUUGGCGACACGUUAGAUCGGAACACAACCCUGCCGAUGCGCUAUCCAGGGGACAAAUGCCUCGCGACUUCUUAAAAAAUCAGACGUGGUCUUCAGGCCCGCCGUGGCUAAUUGAAAACGAAAUUGAUUGGCCUAACGAGAUUAUGCGAACCAUUAAAGUUCCUGAAUUAAAGAAAAAUACUUGUUUAGUCGCCGCACAUUAUGAUAGCACCAUUUUUGAAAGAUUUUCCUCGUACUCUAAACUGCUCAGAGUUAUUGCACGUUGUCUUCGCGUCCGACCCGACAAUAGCUUCGCGGGACCGUUAUGCGCCGAAGAAAUUAAUAACGCGGAGAAACGAAUAUUAAAGGUUCUCCAAGCUUCCCAUUUCUCAGAUGAAAUCAAGAAACUAAAAAAUAAGGCUCCAAUAAACAAAAGUAAAAUUGCCAAUUUAAACCCAUUUAUAGACGACGACGGUUUGAUGCGGGUCGGAGGACGUCUACAGAUGUCGAGCCUGUCUUUCACACAAAAACAUCCCGUUCUCAUUCCCAAUCGUCAUUAUUUGUCCGACUGCAUCAUCCGGGAAAUUCACGAGAAACAUCAUCACGCGGGCAUCCAGCACACGUUAUAUUUUCUUCGGCAAAAUUUCUGGUUGUCAGAUAGCCGUAAUCAAGUUCGAAAAAUUAUACGCAAAUGCGUCCGUUGUUUCCGUUUUGAUGCGAGUGCGGUCGAAUACAAGAUGGGGAAUCUUCCGCCGGCGCGAGUCCGCGAGGCUAUGCCUUUUUCUCACACCGGUAUCGAUUACUGUGGGCCAUUCUAUAUCAAAGAAAGGAAAUUUCGGAAUCGCACGCGGGUCAAGGUUUAUGUAUGUAUAUUCAUAUGCAUGGCGGUAAAGGCGGUACAUUUGGAAGUCGUGAGUGAUUUGUCCUCCGAAGGUUUUCUCGCGGCAUUGCGUCGUUUCAUUGCGAGGCGGGGAAUGCCGGAACACGUGUAUUCAGACAAUGGAACGAAUUUCGUAGGGGCUAAUAACCAACUGAAAGAGAUAUACGCAUUAUUCAAUUCCGAAGAGCACAAAGACGUAAUAAACAGAUUCGCGAGCGAACAUCGGGUCGUUUGGCAUUUCAUACCACCGUUAGCGCCACACUUUGGCGGAGCGUGGGAGUCGAUGGUAAAACUUUUUAAACACCACCUCAAACGUGUUGUGGGCGACUCAUUAUUCACAUUCGAGGAAUUUAAUACAUUUACCACCGAAGUCGAGGGCAUCCUAAACUCAAGGCCAAUAACUUCUAUUUCAUCUGACCCGAAUGACAUACUAGCGUUGUCCCCGGCUCACUGUUUAAUCGGCAAGCCUAUAACGGCCCUCCCCGAGGGCGAACUAACGUCUGUUCCAGUGAACCGUCUGUCCACCUGGCAACACCUUGCCAAGGUGAGACAAGACUUCUGGAAGCGGUGGAGUCUCGAAUAUCUAAACGAGCUCCAAACACGCAAUAAAUGGAAUAAGGACGGACCAAAACUCGACGUAGGGACUGUGGUACUCGUGAAAGAAAAAAACCUACCGAGUAACCAAUGGGCCCUCGGCAGAAUCGUGAGAUUACAUCCGGGCGAAGACAAAAUCGUUCGAGCUGCCACCAUUAAAACCGCAGCCGGAGAACUCAACAGGGCUGCGAAAUCGCUAUGUCCACUUCCAUUAGAACAAUAG